CUCGGUUGUUGAUCAGGAUCACAACGCAGUUUCAUUCUUCAAAUCCAAACUUUUAUUUUCAUUUUUAUGCUUUCUCUUGAUCUAGAAGCUGGUAGAUCAGACAGAUCAUCAAAAAUGACUGCUACGUACAAGACUAAUCAACUCCAGUUCUUUUUAUGCUUCUCAGGGAUUUUCGUAUCGUACUUUGUGUACGGAUUGAUACAAGAAAAAAUCACAAGAGUUCCCUAUGGAGAACAAAAGGAGAAAUUUGUGUUUGCUUUGAUCCUUGUAUUUAUGCAGUGUAUUAUUAAUGCUAUUUUUGCAAAGGCAGCAAUAUACUUGACAUAUAAAACAGCUGAGAAAAAGGACAGCACUCCAACAUUAUGGUAUGGAGCAUGUGCAUUCACUUAUCUUGGUGCAAUGUUGGCAAGCAACAAGGCAUUACAGUGGGUCAACUAUCCUACACAGGUUUUAGGAAAAUCAUGCAAACCAAUCCCAGUGAUGAUUCUUGGAGUACUUCUGGCACGAAAGAGAUACCCACUUGCGAAAUACCUUUGUGUUUUCCUCAUUGUAGCAGGAGUCGCCUUGUUCAUGUACAAAGAUAAACCAAAUACUGUUGUGGAAAAUGCCAAUUCAACCUUGCUUGGACUUGGGGAAAUAUUAUUGCUGUUAUCACUUACCUUUGAUGGUCUAACAGGUGCAAUACAGGAUCGUAUGAGAGCUGAAUAUCACGUACAAUCACAUCAUAUGAUGUUCAAUAUGAACCUUUGGUCCAUUGGAAUACUUGGAUUCAGCAUAGUAACAACAGGCGAGCUGUUCCAGUUUAUAUCAUUUUGUGAAAGAUACCCUCAUGUCUUGUAUUAUAUGCUUGCAUUCAGUCUCACAAGCGCAAUUGGACAGAACUUCAUCUUCAUGACAGUAGCCAAUUUUGGCCCAUUAUCCUGCUCCAUUGUCACUACAACCAGRAAGUUCUUCACAAUCCUUGGAUCUGUCUUACUGUUUGGUAACCUGUUAACGACGAGACAGUGGGUUGGAGUUGUCAGUGUCUUUGUUGGUCUUGGAGCUGACAGCAUUUACGGAAAAACAAAAAAACAUUAAAAUAUGGAAAGUCAGAUAUAGAGGAUAUUACAUGGGCGCGCGGAGAUACGAAAUUAAUCUUCGAGUGUUGAAAAGAUCUCUCACAAGUGAGCGCAGCGAA
Messenger RNA from Actinia tenebrosa (Australian red waratah sea anemone), 1177 nucleotides. Its product is annotated as solute carrier family 35 member B1-like. Gene Ontology annotation, cellular component: Golgi membrane; endoplasmic reticulum membrane. NCBI's taxonomy places the organism in Eukaryota, Metazoa, Cnidaria, Anthozoa, Actiniaria, Actiniidae. Gene Ontology annotation, biological process: UDP-galactose transmembrane transport. Gene Ontology annotation, molecular function: UDP-galactose transmembrane transporter activity; UDP-glucose transmembrane transporter activity. The record is from RefSeq and is a predicted model, not a curated record.